This is a messenger RNA of Silurus meridionalis, 4301 nucleotides long. RefSeq names its product regulatory factor X, 2 (influences HLA class II expression) (gene rfx2). The coding region runs from base 246 to 2432 and encodes 728 amino acids. Gene Ontology annotation, biological process: regulation of transcription by RNA polymerase II. The transcript is spliced from 18 exons. Lineage: Eukaryota; Metazoa; Chordata; Actinopteri; Siluriformes; Siluridae. Gene Ontology annotation, molecular function: DNA-binding transcription factor activity, RNA polymerase II-specific; RNA polymerase II cis-regulatory region sequence-specific DNA binding. The record is from RefSeq and is a predicted model, not a curated record. Gene Ontology annotation, cellular component: nucleus.
GAGAAAAAAAAAAAGGGUAGCAACAGUUGCCUCGAGACCCCAGCGCUCGCGCGCCAUAGCGACUGUAGCCCUGGAGACCGUUCCUUACCAACAGCGGAGAGCAACAGCAGCAGCAGCAGCGGAAACUGGAGCCGAAGCUCAAAGUGUGCGAGAGUGUAUAUGAGUGUGUAAGAGAGACUAAAAGACGGAAAAGAAAAGAAAACAACCGGGAAGCUCCUGGAAAAAACAAGGGAGAGAAGAACAUAAUGCAGAACUCAGAAAGCGGCUCGGAGGCAGCGUCCGCAGUGGCGCUACAGACGAGCACUUCGGCCCAAGCACCAGUCGUUCAACCUGUACCUCCGUCACAACAGCGAGUGUUAGUUCAGACCACAGGCUCAUCCCCAAAGCCACAGGUCCAGCAGCUGUCUAGGGUGCAACAGGUUCCUCAGCAGGUGCAGCAUGUACAGCACGUAUACCCCUCCCAGGUGCAGUAUGUUGAAGGAGGAGACACAGUCUACCCAAAUGGCGCCAUCCGCACAGCGUACACCUAUAACCAUGACGCCCAGCUCUACGGUCAAUCCAGCGGCAACUCCUACUUUGACACUCAGGCAGGGGCUACGCAGGUCACAACGGUCGUCUCCUCAGCCAGCAGCGUCGCCUCCCACGGCAUGGUGGGCAUCCCCAUGGACGUAGGCGGCAGCCAAGUGAUCUCCAGCAGCGGCGCUUAUCUCAUCCAUGGGGGCAUGGACGGCCGCCAUCACGCCACUCCGUCCUCCCGGUCCUCCUCUGCGAUGCUUGAAAUGGCGAUUGAAAACCUCCAAAAGUCUGAAGGGAUUGCUUCUCACAAGAGCAUCCUGCUCAACAGCCAUCUGCAGUGGCUGUUGGAUAACUAUGAGACGGCGGAAGGGGUGAGCCUGGCACGCUGCUCUCUCUAUAACCACUACCUGCGUCACUGCCACGAGCAGAAGCUGGACCCAGUCAACGCCGCCUCCUUUGGCAAGCUGAUCCGCUCGGUGUUUAUGGGGCUGCGGACUCGCCGCCUCGGCACCAGGGGAAACUCAAAGUACCACUACUACGGCAUCCGAGUGAAGCCUGACUCACCUCUCAACCAACUACAGGAUGACACUCAGUACAUGGCUAUGAGACAGCAGCCCAUUCACCAGAAACAGAGGUUUAAGCCGCUACAGAAGAUGGGUGGGAUGAGCGAUUGCAUUUCUUUCGGCUCUCCGCACUCCAGCAGCACACCGGAGCAGAGUGUCGCCGCUCAGAGCCAGCACCACCAACAGUACAUCGAUGUCUCUCACGUCCUGCCCCCGUUCCCCUCUCUCGAUCUGGACUCCUGCCCGCUGCCGGAGCGCAUCUCCAUGAAUGACGUGAAAAAGCUGCAGAGCAUCUAUCGGGACCACUGCGAGGCCACUCUAGACGUGGUGAUGAAUCUGCAGUUUCAUUUCAUAGAGAAGCUCUGGCAGACCUUCUGGUAUUCAGCACUGCCAUCUAGUGACGGCAACACCACCAUCACCAGCAGUGAUGACGACAUCGAAGGAGUGAUCCCAAGGGAGAAGCUGAUUGCAUUGUGUAAGUUCGAGCCAGUGAAGCAGUGGAUGAGGAGCUGUGAUCACAUCCUGUACCAGGCCCUGGUGGAGAUUCUCAUCCCUGACGUCCUACGGCCUGUUCCCAGCACUCUUACUCAGGCUAUUAGAAACUUUGCCAAGAGCCUUGAGGGCUGGUUGACUUCAGCGAUGAGCAACUUCCCUCAAGAGAUCGUUCGCACCAAGGCCGCAGUGGUGAGCGCGUUUGCGCAGACGCUGCGCAGGUACACUUCUCUGAACCACCUGGCACAGGCGGCUCGGGCCGUGCUGCAGAACACGUCUCAGAUCAACCAGAUGCUCAGUGACCUGAACCGGGUCGACUUCGCCAACGUGCAGGAGCAGGCAUCUUGGGUGUGUCAGUGUGACGAGAGCGUGGUGCAGCGUCUGGAGCAGGAUUUUAAGAUGACCCUGCAGCAGCAGAGCUCCUUGGACCAGUGGGCUGCAUGGCUGGACAGUGUGGUGAGUCAAGUGCUGAAACCACACGAGGGCAGUCCCAGCUUCCCCCGCGCCGCACGCCAGUUCCUCCUCAAGUGGUCCUUCUACAGCUCCAUGGUGAUUCGAGACCUGACCCUGCGCAGCGCGGCGAGUUUCGGCUCCUUCCACCUGAUCCGCCUGCUCUAUGACGAGUACAUGUUCUACCUGGUGGAGCACCGUGUCGCCCAGGCAACCGGAGAAACUCCCAUCGCUGUCAUGGGAGAGUUCAGUGACCUCAGCUCCAUGAUGCCGUCCCUCAUGGAUAAAGAUCACUCAUUCUCAGACGACAUGAGUGACAUGGGCAGCGACGCAGACGUGUCCCGGGGGACGUGCGAGCCGGCCGUGAAGAGAGAGAGGAUCGAGAUUAACCACACUCUGCAGGAGAUCUGAAUUGUAAUCCAGUGUGCGUUUGUGCACGUGUCUGUGUGGUGUUCACAUAUUUAUACAAACGUGCACACCGAGUCCACCGUUCUGCUGGUGCGAGUUGAUUUUACGCAGGUCGGAUUCUUUUCGUUUGCGAGGAACUAAUACGGUCUAAAUCAUUACAAAGCUUUUUACGAUUCUCCGUCCUAUGCAAGGAGGAAAACCCGACAAAACGAAACGUCAUAAUAAAACAAAAUACAGUUUAAACCAAACAGAACAUUCAGUGAACCAGAAAAACGAAAUACACCUGCGGGAAUUGGAGAAUAAAUAUUUUGAAAUGGAUCCAGUUUAUUUGACAAAACAAAAGGGUCCCCCCCCUUCCCCCGCAGAUGUUUGUUUUAUAACAUCCAGUCUAGAGGCUUUAUAGUUAUUUUUUUUUUGUGUGCUUGAGGUAUGUUUACUUUAUCUUCGCCUUCGUGUGUGUGUGUUUUAAUUUGUGCCAUAGUGUCCUUUCAGUGCCUUAGAUGAGAACAGAACCCACUCGAGCACACACUCGUGCCUGUCCGACUGUAUAGUCUUUGGAAAGUAAAAAACAAACAAACAAACAAACAACCCCUCCCUGUAGUGUCUGCUGCAAUCGCUCGGGUUCCGCGCAAACAAAAACGCCAUUAAAAUCCCCUGAAAAUGCGACGAGCCCUCAAUACCUCAACUGUUUCUAUGCUGCGCUGUAGUUUUAUGUCCAGACGUUCAACAGUCUGAAAGCUGGUCCUUUUACUCGUAUAAACUUGUCGGCUUUGCGGUUGUCCGUUCACACUAGCGAACAAUCGGCGAUAUUGAAGUUUUCAAUUAUAUGCAAAUUAGGAAGAAAAAAAAGCCGAUUUGCUCUGGAAUUUCGGUUUGUAAUUCGAUUAAUGAACUGCAUCUGCGAAUCGUCACCUGCUAGUGUGAACGCGUCAUCGGUAGAAAAGAUUCGAAUUAAGGUGUUUUAAUUCCCAUGCAUAGGAUUUAAAGGGCAGUAUUGAGGAAUUGAUAGAUGGAUGGAUGGAUGUGUCCAUGUACAUGAAACCGGACGUCAGUCUGAGCUCGGCAGUUCGUUUCUGAUCUCUGCCUCUUGCACCUAACCGUAGGAUGUUAACGUGAUCGUUUUUUUUAAUAGCUUCAAUUUAAAAAAAAUAAAAAUAAAUAAUGCAGAUGAAAUAGAUUGUUGUACGAUAUGAAAAUACUCGAGUGCUAGAUAUUUUAUAUAUAUAUAAAAAAACCCUAUUGUUUGUUUCUUAAACCGAAAUAUGCACACACACGUCUCCUCGGUGCUGGAUUUCUCGUUGUGCUUUUUCUCCUCGUCAUACGAAAACUUAUCUAUUUAUAUAAAAGCGCGUUUUUUUCUCUCCCUUGAACUUUUUUUUAAAAGGUUUUUAGGAAAGCGGCUACGGUUUGUCGCUCGUGCAGUCUUUCUUUCUAUCUCUCCGUGUUUACAAAUGCAGUACUAUUUUUCUUUUCUCUAUUGUUCAUACCAAUACCCCGCCCACCCCCUGCCCCGAGACGCGAUUCGUCAUUUGCGUGGCUUUUUAAUCUCACUCUAUUAUUGCGGUAUGAGCGUUUCAGGCUGUUAGUGCGGUUUUAAAGAACAUUUGUGUAACUUGGUAAUAGGUAAUUUCUUUUGUAUUGCUGUUUUAGAUGGAUUAUUUUGUAUUUUUAUGGGAGUAGAUGAUUAUUCUCACAACUAUAUUUUGAGGGGAAAAAAAUAAAUAAACAACCGUUCUUGAAUAUUCUUACCUAGGCUAAAGCCAGACUGCAGUCUGUAAUUAAAUCCUACUUCAGUUUGUAUUUUGUACUGGGUUUAAAAUUAAAAAAGAAAAAAAAAAAAAAAAGGGAAGUGUAAUAAAUUGGUGUAAACCA